GUCCAAGGAUGCCUGGAGGAUACCAAAUUAUUGCAAUGGAAUACAUCACGGGUACCCCACUACACAAUUUUUCAAACAUGAUCUAGCCAUAACCACCAGUAUUAGUAUCUAUGAAGAUUUAGAGAAAGCUAUAACACAGGUGCUUCAUCCUCAGGAGUUAGUCUUUGCAGACCUCCAACCACCAAACAUCUUGAUUGUCCACCCAGGAUGGCAAAAUAUGGAUCAGAUUACUUGGCCUGAAAGAGUGAUACCUGGCACUGUCCUCAAGAAGGAAGAUGACAAGUUUAUGCUUGAUAUAGAUAGAUUGAAGUAUGCUCUUAACCUGUAA
Paraglomus occultum is the source of this 328-nucleotide messenger RNA. The record is from the annotation of a GenBank genome assembly. NCBI's taxonomy places the organism in Eukaryota, Fungi, Glomeromycota, Glomeromycetes, Paraglomerales, Paraglomeraceae.